AUUGUUUUUCGUGCCAAGGGAAUGCCAGUUCAGGUUCAGCAUGUGGCCUUGUGCAGAAAUGUGCAAAGAGAGGUAGUGCACCAUCCUUCCUGUUACUGAAGCCUUACCUAAGACUUGGACCUGUGCUGAGAAAAUCUUGAAAAUAAGAGUCAGAACCAGAAUAUUUCAACAAACCACUCCAGGAUUCCAACUGCGGUCUGGAACACAAGAUCUCAGACAAUAAAAGGCUACAAAGGAUUAUGCUGAUAUAGCCAUCUGCAGCACUAGGAUAUAACUGUAAAGGCACUUCCUUGGUCUUCCGCUGUCUGCAAGGAUGGACGACCCAUAUCAAAACAAUGUGUACCAGCAGGGCAACGAGGGGAUGGGGGACAAUACCUACCCUACUUAUGGGCAAGGGGAGGGGGGCCAGGACGGUUACGGUUACCAGACAGACUACCCCCCUCAGGAGGAGGACGCAGCCAGCGAUGUCACCGAAGGCCACGAUGAGGACGACCAGAUGUAUGAGGGGGAGUACCAGGGCAUCCCCCACCCGGAUGAGAUCAAGGCGGCCCAGAGGGCGGCACGGGCGGCCGCGCGGGAAAAGGCAAGGGCCGCCGCCACUGGCGUCAGCGAGGAGGAGGAGCUGGCGGACCAGUACGAGUCCAUCAUGGAGGACUGUGGCCACGGGCGCUUUCAGUGGACCCUGUUCGUGGUGACCGGCCUCGCCCUCAUGGCGGAUGGCGUGGAGUGCUUCGUGGUGGGGUUCGCGCUGCCCAGCGCCGAGAAGGAUAUGUGCUUAUCCAAUGCCAACAAAGGCAUGCUGGGUUUGAUAGUGUACGUGGGAAUGAUGGUGGGAGCAUUUGUGUGGGGUGGCCUGGCGGAUAAGGUUGGUCGAAGGCAGUGUCUGAUCAUCGCGCUGGCCAUCCACUGUGUCUUUGCCUUCCUCUCCUCCUUCGCCCAGGGCUAUGGCUUCUUCCUCUUUUUCAGACUCUGUUCUGGCAUCGGUAUUGGAGGCACCGUUCCCAUUGUCUUCUCGUACUUCUCUGAGUUCCUUACCAUGGACAAGAGGGGCGAGCACCUGAGCUGGCUGUGCAUGUUCUGGAUGAUGGGGGGGCUCUAUGCUUCCUUUACUGCCUGGGGCAUCAUUCCUCACUAUGGCUGGGGCUUCAGCAUGGGCACCGAGCUCCAGGUCCACAGCUGGCGGAUAUUUGUGCUGGUGUGCGCUCUGCCAGGCAUUGCAUCCCUCGUGGGCCUGAUCUUCAUGCCUGAGAGUCCGCGCUUCCUCUUGGAGAACGCAAAGCAUGACGAGGCCUGGAUGAUCUUGAAGCAGGUGCAUGACACCAACUGGAGGGCAAAGGGUGAGCCAGAAAGAGUGUUCACAGUCUCCCAGAUAAAGACACCAAAGCAGGAGGAUGAGUUCAUUGAGAUCCAAAGCUCCACAGGAACUGCUUUUCAGCGAUGGAUGGUCAGAACUAUGACUUUGAUCAAGCAGGUGCUGCAGAACGUGCUGUCCCUUGUGUCACCCAGUCUGCGACUCACCAGCCUGUUCAUGGCCAUCGUAUGGUUUACCCUGGCCUUCAGUUACUAUGGGCUGUCGGUGUGGUUCCCUGACAUGGUCAAGUACCUGCAGUACGAGGAGUACGAGUCCAAAGUGAAGCUCUUCCAUCGGGAGAGGGUCGAGCAUUUCCACUUCAACUUCUCUCUGGAGAACCAGGUCCACAAAGAGGGAGAAUACAUCAAUGACAAGUUCACCAACAUAGAGAUAAAGUCUGUCAAGUUUGAGGAUUCACUGUUUGAAAACUGUUACUUUGAGGACAUCAGGUCUACUCAGACCUUCUUCGAGAACUGCACCAUCAAGGACACAAUCUUCUACAACACAGACUUGUGGGAGGAGAAGUUCAUUGACUGUAGACUGGAGAAUACUACGUUCCUACACCCUAAAAAGGGCUGCCACCUAAAUUUCCAGCAGGAGAACGAUAUACUCAUAUACCUUGUCAGCUUCCUGGGGAACCUGGCCGUGUUGCCAGGCAACAUCGUAUCAGCCCUUUUCAUGGACAGGAUGGGAAGGACCCAAAUUAUUGGCGGCUCCAUGCUCAUCUCUGCCGGCUGCACUUUCUUCCUGUUCCUCAGCUUCAGCCAGGCCGCCAUCAUCGCCUGGCAGUGCCUCUUCUGUGGCACCAGCGCGGCGGCCUGGAACGGCAUUGAGGUCGUCACAGCGGAACUGUACCCAACAUCCAAAAGAGCCACGGCAUUCGGAGUCCUAAACGCCCUAUGCAAGCUGGCCGCCAUCCUGAGCGGCUCUAUCUUCUCCUCGUUUGUGGGCAUCACCAAAAUCAUCCCCAUCCUGAUGGCCUUCUCCGCGCUAGUGUGCGGAGGGCUGCUGGCCCUCAAGCUGCCCGAGACCCGCGACAAGCUGCUCAUGUGAAAAGCCAAACAAAAGGUCAAAGGUCAACAGUCCGGGACAGGUACCGCACAGCUGAUCGAGCAGAGCUGGGAGAGUGACUGACACAUG
Messenger RNA from Megalops cyprinoides (Indo-Pacific tarpon), 2491 nucleotides. Its product is annotated as synaptic vesicle glycoprotein 2B-like. Gene Ontology annotation, biological process: chemical synaptic transmission; transmembrane transport. NCBI's taxonomy places the organism in Eukaryota, Metazoa, Chordata, Actinopteri, Elopiformes, Megalopidae. Gene Ontology annotation, cellular component: membrane. The record is from RefSeq and is a predicted model, not a curated record. The transcript is spliced from 13 exons. The coding region runs from base 314 to 2404 and encodes 696 amino acids. Gene Ontology annotation, molecular function: transmembrane transporter activity.